AUGGUGCAAUUGUACCGAGUGCUGACGGCAACUGGCCGGCCCAUACAGCGACAACUGCGACAAGAUGUCCGGGCAUUCCAAUCGCAACUGGAGGAUCCCAUUGCAGCCUCGUUCCUCUCCGCAACCAAGACUGCCACGCAAACCCCGCAAACCUUGACCGAGAAGAUUGUGCAAAAGUUUUCCCUCGGCCUCCCGGAAGGGAAGCGCGUCCUGUCCGGCGACUAUGUCACGCUCUCCCCACACCACUGCAUGACGCACGACAACUCAUGGCCCGUCGCGACGAAGUUCAUGUCCAUCGGCGCGUCGAAGAUCCAUAAUAACCGGCAGACGGUGAUGACGCUCGACCAUGACGUGCAGAACAAGAGCGAGUCGAACCUCAAGAAGUAUCGGCAGAUCGAGGAGUUCGCGAAGACGCAAGGGGUCGAUUUCUACCCGGCAGGCCACGGCAUUGGACAUCAAGUGAUGGUGGAAGAGGGUUAUGCUUGGCCGGGAACAUUGGUUGUCGCUUCGGACAGCCAUAGCAACAUGUAUGGUGGAGUUGGGUGCUUGGGGACGCCGGUCGUGAGGACCGACGCGGCCAGCAUAUGGGCGACGGGACGGACAUGGUGGCAAAUCCCACCGAUUGCGAAAGUGACCUUUACGGGAAUCCUGCCAACCGGUGUAACCGGUAAGGACGUCAUUGUUGCGCUCUGUGGUCUGUUCAACAACGACGAAGUCUUGAACCAUGCGAUCGAAUUCACCGGCGCGGAAGAGACGAUGCGAAGCCUCGGAAUCGAUGACCGGCUCACCAUCGCCAACAUGACCACCGAAUGGGGCGCACUGUCAGGGCUCUUCCCGAUCGAUUCGCUGCUGCAAGGAUGGCUGCGAGCGCAAGCCACCGAAGCCGCUAUCUACGGUACAUCGGUCCCCACCGCGAGCCCAACGCAACUGCGCUUCAACCACGAACGAUUAAACGACCUCUUCGAGGACCCGCUGGUUGCCGAUCCAACUGCCAAAUACGGGAAGUACCUCUACCUCGACCUGUCCACCCUCUCGCCGUACGUCUCCGGCCCCAACUCUGUCAAAGUGGCCACCGCGCUCCCGGAGCUCGAAAGCCAGGACAUCAAGAUCAACAAGGCCUACCUUGUAUCGUGCACCAACUCCCGCCGCUCCGACAUCGCCGCCGCUGCCCGUGUGUUCCGCACCGCCGCCGAGUCCUCGCCGGAAGGGACGAUCCCCAAGAUCGCUCCCCACGUCGCCAUGUACAUCUCUGCCGCCUCCGUCGCCGAGCAAGCCGCCGCCGUCGAGUCCGGCGACUGGGAUAUCUUGACGUCCGCCGGCGCCAUGGAGCUCCCAUCCGGCUGUGGACCCUGCAUCGGCCUUGGCACCGGUCUUCUCGAGCCCGGUGAAGUGGGCAUCAGCGCCAGCAACCGCAACUUCAAGGGCCGCAUGGGAAGCGUCGACGCGAAGGCGUACCUCGCGAGCCCCGAGGUGGUGGCCGCGAGCGCGCUCAAGGGUACCAUCGCUGGCCCCGGCUGGUUCGAAGGCGGCAGCGCGGCCGAAGUGGUCCGCGGCUUCGGCGACGGGCGGCACCCCGAGGCGCACAAGACCGAGAGCAUCGCGGAGGCGUUGGAACGUAUCGUGUCCCAGGCGGACAGCCUCAUUGCGCAGGUCGAGUCCUCCGGGAACCUGGGACUGGACAGCAAGACCGCUAGCGAGCAAGCCGAGCAAGGUUCGCCGACUGCCGAAGCUGGUGCCAAAACUCCCUCCAACCCCCCCGCCGAACCGACCGCCGAUGACCUGACGGAGAUCCUCCCCGGGUUCCCCGAGAAGAUCUCCGGCGAGAUCGUCCUCUGCGACGCGGACAACAUCAACACCGACGGCAUCUACCCCGGCAAAUACACCUACCAAGACAACGUCACCAAAGACACAAUGGCCGAAGUCGUCAUGUCCAACUACGACACCGCUUUCGCCUCGAUCGCGCGCCCCGGCGACGUCCUCGUCUCCGGCUUCAACUUUGGCUGUGGCAGCAGCCGCGAGCAGGCCGCCACCGCCAUCCUAGCCAAGGGAAUCCCGCUGGUGGUCGCAGGGAGCUUUGGGAACAUCUUCGCGCGGAACAGCAUCAACAACGGGUUGCUGGGCGUGGAGUGUCCGAAGGUGGUGGAGAAGCUGCGGGCGGCGUUCGCGGAGAAGAAGGGGACGGUGCGGACAGGGUGGAUGCUGACGUGGGAUUUGCGGAGGAGUCGGGUGCUGGUGAAAGAGGCCGGCGGGGAGGAGUGGGAUGUGAAGGUGGGGUCGAUGCCGCCGAAUGUGCAGGAGAUUAUUGCGAAGGGAGGGCUCGAGUCUUGGGUUAAGGCACAAAUCGCAGACCAGUAAAAAGCCGGUCGCACUAGAUGUAUGGGCCGUUUUGGGUGGAUCGAAUGUAACCAAUGUGCAUAUCACGAGAAGUUUAUCCAAAGCAUUGGCAUCCGUAGUGUAGAAUUGGACUCUCAUUAAGAUAUGAAUUACUCGCCACCAACGAUGUCGGUUCUAAUCCAUCUC
This is a messenger RNA of Eremomyces bilateralis CBS 781.70, 2520 nucleotides long. RefSeq names its product Homoaconitase. Gene Ontology annotation, biological process: L-lysine biosynthetic process. Gene Ontology annotation, molecular function: 4 iron, 4 sulfur cluster binding; homoaconitate hydratase activity. The record is from RefSeq and is a predicted model, not a curated record. Bases 1 to 2355 code for a protein of 784 amino acids. NCBI's taxonomy places the organism in Eukaryota, Fungi, Ascomycota, Dothideomycetes, Eremomycetales, Eremomycetaceae. The transcript is spliced from 2 exons.